Humulus lupulus (European hop) is the source of this 961-nucleotide messenger RNA. RefSeq names its product glyoxylase I 4. The record is from RefSeq and is a predicted model, not a curated record. The transcript is spliced from 5 exons. NCBI's taxonomy places the organism in Eukaryota, Viridiplantae, Streptophyta, Magnoliopsida, Rosales, Cannabaceae. The coding region runs from base 108 to 710 and encodes 200 amino acids.
AAAUGGUGGAUGGGUGGCUCAUAAUGUCCCUUGAGUUUGUUUAACUGCGAGUCAGGGGCAACACGAGUGGUUUCCCCAGUCUAAGCCAUUUAAGUUUCUGCUCUUCCAUGGCUUCCCUACUCACUCCCCCUCCUUCUCUUCUUUGCCAACCCAAGGUAAACCCUACUAGUUUGAAGAACACAUCUACGAACCCAUCAUCCAAACUUUUCAAUUCGACUAGUUUGAGAAGUAUCAAGGGUCACGGGCUCUGUUUCGUGACAAAAGCUAAGGUGGCUGUUGAAGGAGAUGUUGUUGAGAAACAAUCAGUUCAAGUCAGCGAUAGCAAUGAUUAUGGAGUCGUCAGUGUUCACCAUGUUGGACUGUUGUGUGAGAACUUGGAAAGGUCACUAGACUUUUAUCAGAAUAUUCUUGGCCUUGAAAUAAACGAAGCAAGGCCACAUGACAAGCUUCCUUACAGGGGUGCUUGGUUGUGGAUUGGUUCUGAGAUGAUUCAUCUGAUGGAACUUCCAAAUCCUGACCCGUUGACUGGAAGACCUGAGCAUGGAGGCCGUGACCGCCAUACUUGUAUUGCUAUUCGAGAUGUGUCUAAGCUGAAAGCAAUCUUUGACAAAGCCGGUAUUCCUUACACACUUAGCAAGUCAGGGAGGCCGGCAAUUUUUGCUCGUGAUCCAGAUGCUAAUGCUUUGGAAUUUACACAAGUGGAUAUUUAAUUAUAACACUAUUAUACCACCAAAAUUGUAAGUUAUUGGCUGCGGAGUUGCAUUAACUUUUUAGGCAGCAAAAGGGUUUGUACAGAUAAUUAGAUAAAUAAAUAAAACUGUUAUUUUCUUCACAUGAAAAAAUAAAUAUGAAACUGAUGAAAUGGUCCUCUUGAGAGAAUGAAAAUGAACAUUUACUAAAGUGUUGAAGCAUCGUGUAUUAGUUUUUAAAGAGUUAUUAAUGGAAAAUGAUUUACUGACUA